AUUGUUAAACACCCCAAGAGUUCUAAAACCUCCAAUUCUAAAGAUAAGGUGGUAGUAUUACCUACUUUAGCUCUUCCAAAAAUUACUCCGCUAAAAGAAGAAGUUAACCAUCAACCAUCCAGCAGCAAGAGCCUUCAAGCUACUCCAAAAGCCUUUGGGAUCUCUCAACAACCACAAGCUCAAACUACUUGUCUGCCCACAACUAGUCAUCAAGCUCAAUGUAACCCUGCAAUUGAAUCUCCAAAUAGAUUUGUUGAAUUGUGUAAUGAAAACAAUCCUAUCAAUGACAGUGUUGUCGCAAUUAAUGAGGAUGAUCAAGCUUUAGCUUCUCUUUCUGAUGAAUUAGUGUUAAAUGAACUAGUUGCAUCAAAAAAGGAAAAGAAAAAGUAG
Molecule: messenger RNA, 390 nt
Organism: Ilex paraguariensis (yerba mate)
Lineage: Eukaryota; Viridiplantae; Streptophyta; Magnoliopsida; Aquifoliales; Aquifoliaceae
Source: the annotation of a GenBank genome assembly